CAGCUGCCCUUGCACCGAAGCCCCGAGGCCUUCGCUCCGUAUCUUUAUCCCAAACCAACCCGCCCCGCAGGAGUCCGCACCCGGCGAGCUUCCCAUCGACAUCCCCGCGCAUCUGCUAGCUGCUAUCCGCGACCCAAGCAUCAUAUCCGCGAUGACUACUACGUACAACAAGCCUGCCGACACCGUCGAUGGGGCGAAGACUACGACUACUCCGGCUAUGAGUGGUUCAAGGAUCCCCCUCCGCGGCCUGAGGUGUGUUUGUCGUGCCGUGCUUCCCUGCGGGUGUCCUAUGCCCGACCAGGCGGCCAUGCAUCAAACGCGAUGUUUGAUUUCGCGCUGAAGAGUGCCCCCAAUGUCCUCUAUUCAAAAUACAAGCAGUAUGGCCAACUCGGCGUCCUCGCGUGGAGCUCCGAGUUCAGCGAGAUGAUCGACGCCCUGAAGGGCCUCGGCUUCGAGGGCAACAUGUUCGUCGCGACGCGCACGCAGGCGCUCCGGACGUGCGAGGAGAUCGUCAAGUUGCUCAAACGAACCUCAAGGUCGACAUGCAGAUCAUCGUCCUCUACUUAUGCAACCAGGUCGUCCGCCUCCGCCGGUUCCUCGACGGCGACCACCAGUGGAACGACUACCCCGAGACGACGUUCCCCAUUGACCCUUAUAAGCAU
Messenger RNA from Fomitopsis serialis, 662 nucleotides. RefSeq lists its product as uncharacterized. NCBI's taxonomy places the organism in Eukaryota, Fungi, Basidiomycota, Agaricomycetes, Polyporales, Fomitopsidaceae. The annotation marks the transcript as partial. The record is from RefSeq and is a predicted model, not a curated record. The transcript is spliced from 3 exons.